AUGUCCUUUAACGACUUGGAGCAAGGUCUUCCUAAUGGACCUAUUCAUAUAGACACUGACAAUGACGAUCGUUUGUUUAAAGACUUGGCACAACGCAUUGCACAACAAACCUUUCAUAUCAAUGGUAAUAUUGCAAGUAUUGAAAGACUUGUCAACCUACUCGGUACCAACAGAGACUCUGUUGAAGUGAGAAAUAACCUACACGAUGUGACCCUUGCCACUCGCGAUCUCAUCAAGGAUUCAACUCUAGACCUAAAGAGUUUGUCUAGCAUCAAUCUGAAUGACCCAAAAAGCCGUCAAAGGCGUCUAGAACAACAAAAGUUGUCCAAGGAUUUUCAAAAAGUCGUUGCACAUUUCCAGACCAUACAAAAGGCAUCAGCAAGUAAGCAACGGGAAUUUAUUGACAAGACAAAGGCAACAACGGUCAUGCUUCAGAACCAAGUUGAGGAAGAGGAAAUUGAACAACAACAGCAACUGAAUGGACAAAGACAGGCUCAAAUUGAAGCAUUGGAUCAUGAAAUAGAAUACAAUGAACUUUUGAUUCAUGAUCGAGAAAAUGAAAUACAGAAUAUUGAGCAAGGCAUUGGUGAACUGAAUGAAAUUUUCCGUGAUAUGGGCAUGUUAGUGAAUGAACAAGAAAGCGGGAUUCGUAAGUAA
Gilbertella persicaria is the source of this 657-nucleotide messenger RNA. Its product is annotated as t-SNARE. Gene Ontology annotation, cellular component: endomembrane system; SNARE complex; membrane. The transcript is spliced from 5 exons. Gene Ontology annotation, biological process: vesicle fusion; Golgi to vacuole transport; intracellular protein transport. Lineage: Eukaryota; Fungi; Mucoromycota; Mucoromycetes; Mucorales; Choanephoraceae. Gene Ontology annotation, molecular function: SNARE binding; SNAP receptor activity. The record is from RefSeq and is a predicted model, not a curated record. The coding region runs from base 1 to 657 and encodes 218 amino acids.